AUGACGGAGGGCGAAGUGCCUUCCGAGGUUCAUCUAGAAGUCAAUGAUUUAAAACUCAUUUCACAAGAAGAAGCAGAUAGUCCUUUUGACAGUGGACAGGGCAGCUGUGAAACAAUUGGACCCUUGAGUGAAGGAGAUUCUGAUGAAGAGAUAUUUGUGAAUAAGAAAUUGAAAAGCAGGAAGGUGCUACAAGACAGUGAUUCGGAAAGAGAAGAACCAAAUGCCUCUCCAGAGAAAGCUACCUAUGAUGUUGUCGAAGAGGAAAACAAAGAGAACUUAUAUGCCGGAAAAAAUAGGAAAGCCAGAAGGAUGCACAAAACUCUGGCAGACAGUGAUGAAAGUGACAUGGAGGAGGAAGAGUCUUUGUACCAGGAAAAUCUUGAAACCCAAGUGACAUCUUCCUUAGAGCUGGGUCGUCAAUCUGAAAACUCUGUGGACUUUACAGCUAGUAGAAAGAUUUCCAAAAAACCCAUACGUGAUAAAGAAGGAACUAAAGGGAAAGCAAGAGUAAAAUCAAAGAGAAGACUAGAGAAAGAGGAGAGAAAGAUGGAAAAAAUUAGGCAGCUAAAAAAAAAGGAAACAAAAAAUGAGGAAGAAGAUGUGAGACAGCCAUUUACUGAUAGUGGCUGUCUUCUUGUGGAUGAAGACCUUUUUGAAACUGGGUUGGAGGAGGAACAUAACUCUGCAUUAGAAGAUGAAGAGUCGCUAGAAUCCAUAAGGGCAGCUGUGAAAAACAAAGUAAAGAAACACAAGAAAAAGCAACUAUCUUUGGAGAGUGGCAUUUCUUCAUAUGAAGAAGAAAGUGAGUCAUCAAAAGGCACCAGGAAGGAAAGGAAGGCAGCCAAGUUAAGUAAGGAAGCAUUAAAAAAACUACACAGUGAGACUCAGCGCCUUAUUCGAGAGUCUGCACUUAAUCUUCCGUAUCAUAUGCCUGAGAAUAAAACCAUUCAUGAUUUCUACAAACGUAAACCCCGGCCCAUUUGGCAGGGAAAUGCCAUGGCCCUACUAAAGUCAUCUAAGUAUCAGUCAAGCCAUCACAAAGAAGUCACAGACCCUGCAAACAAAACUGAGAUGAGCAAUGACCAUCAUACCAAAAAUUCUGAGCCAGCAACAGGUGCAGGAUAUGAAAUGGAAGCUAAUGCACUCCCUGCAGUUUCAAAGGAACUCCAGAUGACUACUGGAUCCGAUGAGUCUUGCAAUAAAGAUCUGAUGGUAAGUGAAGAGCCAGAAAUUCAGGAGAAACGGGAGCAGAGGGAUACUAGACCUUCUCCUGGGGACAGCUCAGUGGCACAGCAGGAAUCCAGCUUCCUUGGGAACAAGGUCAAUGACGAGUCUCAGACUGAAGAGCGUGUGGCACUUGAGCCUGACGCCCUGGGGGGAGAAGGCCUGCAAAAAACAGAAGAAACAGAUGAGAAGGUGGAAGAGCCCAGGCAGCAAACCCAAUCAGCGGCAGUCGUGCCACCUGAGAAAGCGAGGAGGUUCACGCUGGAUAGACUUAAGCAACUGGGAGUAGAUGUUUUCGUUAAACCUCGGCUGGGUGCUGAUGAAGAUUCCUUUGUGGUACUUGAAGAACCUGAACCCAACAGAGAACUGGAAGCCUUGAAGCAGCGUUUCUGGAAGCAUGCUAAUCCCGCAGCCACACCCAGGGCUGCUCAGAAGGUAAAUGUGAGCAUCGUCGUGAAAGAGGUGGGCACUGAUGGUAAGGAAGAGCUGAAGGCUGAUGUGGUACCUGUGACUUUGGCAGCUGAGAAGCUGGAUGGAGUAAGCCACACAAAACCAGGUGAAAAGCUUCAGGUGCUGAAAGCUAAAUUGCAAGAAGCAAUGAAACUCCGAAGGUCCGAGGAGCGCCAAAAGCGCCAGGCAUUGUUUAAAUUAGAUAAUGAAGAUGGAUUUGAAGAAGAGGAGGAGGAGGAGGAGGAGGAGAUGACGGAUGAGUCUGAGGAAGAUGGAGAAGGGGAGGAAGAAGAAAAGUUAGAGGAAGAGGAGGAAGAAGGCAGUUAUGAGAUGGCAGAAUUCCUUCUCGGUAAUGAAGAAAUAGAAACCAAAGGUGAGAAAGAAAUGGACAAGGAAAGCAAUGAUGACAGUAGUGAAAUUGGCAAGUCAGUUGGCCUUCCAUCGGUUCUUAAGCCUCUCUCAUCAGAUUCUACCGUUCUCCUAUUUAAAGACAACUCUUCCAAGAUGGAUGAAGAAAAAUCAGAAACAGAUGAAAACUCAAGCAAAAGGCCUACCAAACUGGAUGAGGAGGAUUCAUGCUCAUUGCUAACAAAGGAGAGCAGUCACAAUAGCAGCUUUGAAUUGAUUGGCUCCACAAUUCCAUCCUAUCAGCCUUGCAACAGACAAACAGGCCUUGGGACUAGUUUUACCCCUUUAGCAGCAGGAUUUAGAUCUCCUUCCCCUGGGCUAUUUCGAGCCAGUUUGAUCAGCUCAGCUUCUAAGAGUUCAGAAAAGCUGUCUGAGCCUUCACUUCCCAUAGAGGAUUCCCAGGAUCUAUAUAACGCCUCCCCAGAGCCUAAGACACUUUUCCUAGGAGCAGGAGAUUUCCAGUUCUCUUUAGAAGAUGACACGCAGAGCCAACUGUUGGAUGCAGAUGGGUUCCUAAAUGUUAGAAACCACAGGAAUCAGUACCAAGCUUUGAAACCUCGAUUACCAUUGGCCAAUAUGGAUGAGAAUGCCAUGGAUGCUAACAUGGAUGAGCUGCUGGAUUUGUGCACUGGAAAAUUCACUUCUCAGACGGAGAAGGCUCUGCCCGGGAAGAGUGACAAGAAAGAGAACAUGGAAGAACUUCUGAAUCUUUGUUCAGGAAAAUUCGCCUCUCAGGAUGCUCUGGCUCCAUCAGAGUUAAAUAAACAGGAGAAGGAGAACAGCAUGGAUGAUCCGAUGGAAGAAGCACUUGCUCUUUGUUCAGGCUCUUUCCCAACAGACAGGGAAGAAGAAGGUGAAGAGGAAGAAUUUGGAGACUUUCGGCUUGUCCCAAAUGAUAAUGAGUUCAGUAGUGAUGAGGAUGAACACAGUGACUCUGGUAAUGAACAUGAGGCCCUGGACGACCAUGAGGAUGAGGAUGAAGAAGAACUCCAGAGACAAUCUGUGAAGUUGAAAAGGCAAAUGAGAUUGAAGAGAUACCUGGAGGAUGAGGCCGAGGUGUCAGGAAGUGAUGUGGGAAGUGAAGAUGAGUAUGAUGGGGAAGAGAUUGAUGAAUAUGAAGAGGACGUAAUUGAUGAAGUACUUCCUUCUGAUGAGGAGCUACAGAGUCAAAUAAAGAAGAUACACAUGAAAACAAUGUUGGAUGAUGAUAAACGACAGCUCCGUUUAUACCAAGAGAGGUACCUUGCUGAUGGGGAUCUGCACAGUGAUGGUCCUGGACGAACGAGGAAAUUUCGAUGGAAAAACAUAGAUGAUGCUUCCCAGAUGGACUUGUUCCACCGAGACUCUGAUGAUGAACAGAUCGAGGAACAGCUUGAUGAGACAGAAGCCAGAUGGAGGAAGGAGAGAAUUCAGCGAGAGCAAUGGCUUCGGGACCAGGCACAGCAGGGGAAAAUUUUACCUGAAGAAGAGGAAGAAAUUGGAGAAGACAGUCAGUUUAUGAUGCUGGCCAAGAAAGUCACAGCCAAAGCAUUGCAGAAAAAUGCCAAUCGUACUGUGGUUAUACAAGAAUCAACACCUUUACUCAGAAAUCCUUUUGAAGCCAUCAGACCGGGAAGUGCCCACCAGCCAAAGACAGGCUCAUUGCUAAACCAGCCCAAAGCUGUACUUCAGAAACUGGCUGCCCUCUCUGACCUCAACCCCAGUGCUCCCCGAAAUUCAAGAAACUUUGUCUUCCAUACACUUUCUCCUGUCAAGGCUGAGACAGCAAAGGAAUCAUCUAAGCCUCAGGUGAGGAGAAAGGGCCCAUCCAUAAUGAGAACGCCUUCACCUAAGCGCCUCAAAACAGGUGAUAGCACUUCAGGAUCGAAGCAGAGCAUCUUCAAGUACUUGGAAAGCUAA
Pipistrellus nathusii (Nathusius's pipistrelle) is the source of this 3981-nucleotide messenger RNA. The record is from the annotation of a GenBank genome assembly. Lineage: Eukaryota; Metazoa; Chordata; Mammalia; Chiroptera; Vespertilionidae.